AUCUCUCCUGCUCCACAAGUAAACAGCUCUUCAUAGUUUUGUCUCCCACUUGAGUCAGAGAGAGAAUGUGUGGGGCAGGCUUAUUUUUCACUGCACAUAUUUUUCUUGUUUGUAGUCUUAUUUUGGAAUUUGUCAAUGUGAGAUGAUCUCAUGAAACUGAAAGCUGUUGUACUGUUUUGUCUGAUGCAGAAGCAAAGUCAAGUCUGGACGUGUGAGCUGAGGAUAGGAGCCAGCGUGGCCUGGGGAAUCAAUAUACCUCCACCUCUUGAGAUCCUUUGUUGGUUUCCAAUGAUCUCUAGAAGUAACCAGAACACUCCAGUAAUAAAGAAGGAAGUGAAGCCCAGAUUGCUGCUGGGCUCAGCAGAGGAUUCUCCAUUUCCCCUUCUGUUGCAAAGAGAACUCUCCAGAGUGAAUGAGCAGAAUGAACACAAAAGAGGAACAGCACAAGCAAACUGUGAUGGUGAAAUGCCAUGAAUUCCUCACUCAAGCAGGUUGGAGACAUUUCCUGUCCUGGAAGUCUGGAACUGAAUUAUUGUCCAAAUAGCCUUACUUCAAAGUAUUUGUGGGAGUAGAAAGCCAAAUUGCUUGAGUGUAAUUGUUCAGUGUUGAUUGGGGGAGAGGAAAGAGGAGUGGCUUAGGAAGUCAUUCUGUGUUUAAGAUCAUAGGAACCAUAGGGUCCGUCAUUUUUAUGCAGACUAGCAUCCGCUGGUUACCAAGAAGAAAACCCUGGAAGGGAAGAAUUUGGGGAACUGGAAGAUACAAGAACCUCUGAAGCUACUUAGGAGUGUAGGCAAAAUGAAGCUGACUCUGGUACAAAUCUUUUUCAUGCUGCUGCUGCUGCUGCUGGGCCUGGGGCUGGGCCUGGGGCUGGGGCUUCACAUGGCCGCAGCAGUCCUGGAGGAUAUUGAUCAGCCACUGAACCAGUUUUGGUCCAGUGACUCACAGGACAAAGUCGAGACCACUGAGGAGGGAAAAGGCACACAAGCCACAGAAAGCCUGGUGCUUAGCAACAAAGGAACAGAGCAACCUGACUCGCCAGAAGAGACCUUCUCCAGUGAAGAUGAGGUGGGAGGAAACAAGGUGCUCAGAGACAAGACUUUCUUGCGGAGCAACCAAGAAGAUUUUAGGCUUAGUUUGGAGGCCAGGGAAUGCAAUAGCAUGAUGGCAAACAAGGUGAAGGAGCACAAUCGCAGCUGCAUAUUUGAGUACACAUUCAUCCACGAGGAAAUCAACACAGUCAGAGCUGUCUGUAGCAGUCCUGUUGUUGCCUGUGACCUCAAGGGGAUAAAAUGUCACAGAAGCCCCCGUCCUUUCGAUUUGACAUUCUGCAAGUUGUCCAAGUCCGGCCAGCUCACUCCUAACUGUAAUUAUCUGACUUUCAUUCUGGAAAGGGUCAUUGUCAUAACCUGUAAUGGCAUGAACCUCCAUUUAACAUCUAUACAGUGAAGCAACUCAUCCUCUUCUUUCUCUUCUACCUUUUUCUUUUCCUUUUCCACUUCCACUUCUCAAGUUGCACUCCUCCUCUUAGGUAAUCUUGCAGAGAAUUUUCUAGGAAGAGAGGAUGAACUAUUCUUUAUCAACAUCUUCUAAAAAUGUUAUUCUUCUUUGCCUUAGGGACCAUCCAACAUGCAUCUUGUCCCUGGACUUAGAGGUGCUUAAGAGAGUAAUGAUGCUCAGUUUCUCUAUUUUUCCUCUCCAAUCUUUGCUGUGGAAGGGGAUAAAUAAAGGACUGCUCCUGCCCCUCCAGUGGCCCUGGUCAUUAGUCUGUUCCCUGGUCUGAGUUUGCCUUUGAGUGUGGACUGGCAGAGUUUUAUUUAAUGCCUCUAUUUCCUAUGUUCCUCCCUGCGACCCACCUCAAACCUCUACAGCAAUCACUUGAGACUUCUGAGGUUUGCACACCUAUCCUUUUUUGCACUGUGAAUGCAAUUAAAGUGAUUGUGUUUGUGACUGUGUCUAGAA
Marmota flaviventris (yellow-bellied marmot) is the source of this 1959-nucleotide messenger RNA. NCBI's taxonomy places the organism in Eukaryota, Metazoa, Chordata, Mammalia, Rodentia, Sciuridae. The record is from RefSeq and is a predicted model, not a curated record.